Messenger RNA from Brassica oleracea var. oleracea, 1003 nucleotides. RefSeq lists its product as uncharacterized. The record is from RefSeq and is a predicted model, not a curated record. NCBI's taxonomy places the organism in Eukaryota, Viridiplantae, Streptophyta, Magnoliopsida, Brassicales, Brassicaceae. The coding region runs from base 147 to 698 and encodes 183 amino acids. The transcript is spliced from 2 exons.
UUGUUUCUUACUUUCUCUCUCUUAAACCCCUUAAAAAUACACAAAAGAACUUUUCUGCUAUAAAACCUCACGCACUCACACUUUCCUCACAAACACUCCACCCACAAACAAAACAAAACAAAACAAAACCUCUCUCUCUUUCUCUAAUGGAGGUUUCAGCGAGAAAGCCUUAUUUCAUUGAAGAAGAAGAUGAUGAUGAUUUGGAUUCUUCUUUAUCGGAGAUGGAAGCUGGGUUUUCUGGUAACAGUGGAAACCCACGACACGGCUUCGUUUCAAGAACUUUCUCUUAUACGAGUAUGAACAGUAUCAGCAGGCACACGAACUAUUAUUAUAACAACUACCCUCAGAGUUGUUAUUACAAUCAAUACUCUGUUUCGUCUCCGAGAUCUGUUGUGUCCGGAAGGUUCCAUGAUUUGAGAUUCGAUAAUCAACAGCCUCAUUUCUUGGAUUCGUGUUUCCUCUGCAAGAAACCACUUGGUGAUAACAGAGACAUCUACAUGUACAGAGGAGACACACCGUUUUGCAGUGAAGAGUGUAGACAAGAACAGAUAGAGAGAGAUGAAGCAAAAGAGAAGAAAAAGGAUCUGUCUCAUUCUGUGAAAUCGGCAAUGAGGAGAAAAGAACAAAGAAGCUCAUCUUCUUCUCCUACUAGAUCUCGUGAUUAUGCUUUUCACAACGGGACUGUAGCUGCUGCUUGAAAUUCUGAAUCUGAUGAUGAGUUUGAAAGUUAUAAUAAUAAUUAUUAUGUUCAAAAACGAAAAAAGUGAGAUUGUCUCUUUAAGCUUCGAAGCUGGGUUUGGGAUUCUCUUUAGAUCUUUUCCUUAAAAGAUCAUUUUACUUCAGCUUGAAGUUUUCAGGAAAAAGAGAAAGCUAAAGAUCCUUCAGCUUCUUUUUUUGUGGUUUUUGUUUUAACUUAAAAGUUUUGGAGUCCAUAUGAGAAGAGAGAAAUUGUAAAUGCCGGUGUGAGUUUAACGUCCAUGGCAUGAGUAAAUUUUCUUGUUUU